AUGGCGGACACCAUGUGCGCGGGAGGCAAGGGAAAGACCAGCUCUCUCCAUGCGCUCACAAUUACCAUCGCAGCUCCUGCCUUCCGACCCUACCACACAGGGAAGCAGGACAACUCUCGCCUACCCCUGAAGCCAUCCAAACCAGCGACAACAGCGGCUGCACCGAGGGGAUGGCGCUACACGGAACACCAACAUUCCCGCCUUGAAGGACCGAGCUUACUGCCAAGCGAGAAACCCCAGCACACCACCCGACCUCUUACUUCCAUCCAGCUUGCACUGAGGCAACACAGAAACCGGCAUACCCGAGCAGCCGUCACCAAACCCUCUACAAUGGCGGUCCCAGAUGAACAAAAGAGGCAAGCGCAACAAGCUACAGCGGAAACACAAGAGAUCCCAGCAAGCAACCCAAUGCACAACAUGGAGGGACUGUGCCCUGAUGCCUGCUCUGAUGAACACUCACUCCCAGCUACUCAGAAACAGAGCAGGUAUCGGGUAGUGGCGGGACUCCCCCUGUCUGUGAGGUCUUGGGACCACCAUGAUGGCAGCCCUCUCCACUGGGCCGAUUAA
Pelobates cultripes (western spadefoot toad) is the source of this 567-nucleotide messenger RNA. The record is from the annotation of a GenBank genome assembly. Lineage: Eukaryota; Metazoa; Chordata; Amphibia; Anura; Pelobatidae.